CAGCAGUGCACGCCGAACGACCACGACCGUACCAUGGAGGAGGAGCAGCAGCAGCAGUUGCUCGCGGACAAGCAGAGCUGCUCGCCGAGCGCGGCCAAGCGCUUCUUCUCCGUCUUCGCCGCGCUCGGCUCCAACCAACUGCUACGCUCGGCUUUGUCGCACCUCGGCCUCUUCAGCACGCUCGUCGUCUACACUGCCCUCGGUGGCUUGGUGUUUCGCGCCUUGGAGCGGCCUGGCGAAGUUACGCGCGUGGCCGAGGCGCAAAACUACCUUUGGGACCAACGGCUGAGCUUCAUCUCGUCGGUGGCCAACUUCAACUCAUCGUCGGGGCUCAACUUUCCGGACUUCCUGAGACUGCGACUCAGCGCCUACGAGGAGUCGAUUUGCGGCGCCGUGCAGCAGGGCGUAUUGCACGUGCCGAGACGUGCUCCUGACAUCCAGUCCGCCUCCGAGGUUGCCAGCUGGGGCUACCUCCACUCCAUUUUCUUCGCCUCCACUGUCCUCACCACGAUAGGUUACGGAAAUGUGGCACCUGUCACUUUUUGGGGGCGCGCCUUCUGCGUGGCGUUCGCCCUCGUGGGAAUUCCGCUCACGCUCACUGUGAUCGCCGACUUGGGCAGAAUCAUCGCCUCCUCGCUCACCUCCCUCGGCGAAACGCUCAGGGAGCACCUUCCUUGCGUCGCACACCUCCUCCAAGCCACAGAUGACGGUUCAAAGCAAGGGAGUCUUGGAAUAUUCAUCAAGUCAGUGUCGUUUUUCGCGGCAAUCCUGCUGCUGCUCGUGUACAUUGCCGCUGGGGCUGCGCUCUUCACAUUUUGGGAAGACUGGACCUUUUUCGAGGGCUUCUACUUUUGCUUCAUCACCCUGACCACCAUUGGCUUUGGAGAUCUUGUUCCGAAGGAGCCAGACUACAUGCUGCUGUGCACCCUGUACAUUCUGGUCGGCCUGGCGAUGACCUCGACCAUAAUCGAGCUGGUGCGGCGGCAGUACGCGCAGUCGUGGAAGCGAAUGAAGGAACUGAGCGCCCGUUUGCAGAGCCUCUCGGGGCCCAUCACAGACGCGCUCAAGAGAAUCGACCUGAGUCGCGCCUCGUCCACGAUCGACCUGACCAUGCUGCACGAGCUGCGGGACCUGAAGAAGACGCUAACCCUGACGCAGCUGGAGACCAAGCUCCGCUUUCCGACCAGCAAGAAGAACGAGUGGCAGAAGGAGAUGGAGGCGGCCAUGCAGGAAAUCGUGCAGCUCACUUCGCCGCCAAAACGCACAGUUGUCAUCUACGAAACGUCCGUUUGAUCCAAAUAAAAGUGAUACUAAAGUUCCAAAAAUUCGUUGA
Cloeon dipterum is the source of this 1333-nucleotide messenger RNA. Its product is annotated as TWiK family of potassium channels protein 7-like. Bases 34 to 1293 code for a protein of 419 amino acids. The record is from RefSeq and is a predicted model, not a curated record. The transcript has 5 exons. Gene Ontology annotation, biological process: potassium ion transmembrane transport; stabilization of membrane potential. NCBI's taxonomy places the organism in Eukaryota, Metazoa, Arthropoda, Insecta, Ephemeroptera, Baetidae. Gene Ontology annotation, molecular function: outward rectifier potassium channel activity; potassium ion leak channel activity. Gene Ontology annotation, cellular component: plasma membrane.